Messenger RNA from Conger conger (European conger), 3002 nucleotides. RefSeq names its product GrpE-like 1, mitochondrial (gene grpel1). Bases 84 to 743 code for a protein of 219 amino acids. Lineage: Eukaryota; Metazoa; Chordata; Actinopteri; Anguilliformes; Congridae. The transcript has 4 exons. Gene Ontology annotation, molecular function: protein homodimerization activity; protein-folding chaperone binding; adenyl-nucleotide exchange factor activity. Gene Ontology annotation, cellular component: PAM complex, Tim23 associated import motor. Gene Ontology annotation, biological process: protein folding; protein import into mitochondrial matrix. The record is from RefSeq and is a predicted model, not a curated record.
GCUGUGUUCUUCGACCUGUACCACUCUGCUGCUGUGUCCCUAUCCCACUUCUCAUCAACGUGUGUGAUGUGAACUCUGAGCAGAUGAAAAUGGCGAGUUGGUGUGUUCGAGCUCUGCGACAGAGCUACUCUGUAGUAGCAUCCCCUGUUAUGUUAAGGUCGUCUCCUCGGCUGCUCUGUACGGCGGCCCAGCAGAAGAGCAACGGCGCGAGCGCGGAUGAGGAGAACGGCGGUCAGAAACCCGAACAGAACUCUGCGGAGAAGGCCCUGGCGGACGAGAAGGUGCAGCUUGAGGAGAAGCUAAAAGACGUUAUGGACAAGUACAAGCGGGCGCUUGCUGACACAGAGAACCUUAGACAGAGGAGUCAGAAGAUGGUGGAAGAUGCAAAAAUAUACGGAAUCCAGGGGUUCUGCAAAGAUUUGCUGGAGGUGGCCGACAUCCUGGAGAAGGCGACCGAGAGCGUGCCCAAAGAGGAGGUGUCCAAGGAGAACCCUCACCUGAAGAACCUGUACGACGGGCUGGUGAUGACGGAAGUCCAGAUGCAGAAGGUCUUCACCAAGCACGGCCUGGUCCGGCUCAACCCCGAGGGGCAGAAGUUCGACCCCUACGAACACGAGGCCCUCUUCCACGCCCCCGUGGAGGGCAAAGAACCGGGCACAGUCGCCAUGGUCACCAAGGUGGGCUACAAGCUGCACGGCCGUACCCUCAGGCCAGCUCUGGUGGGCGUGGCGAAAGCUCCGUAGCGGAUUGGCCCUGGUGACGGUGGCGGCGGUGACGGGUACAGCAGAACGAGCCGAAAAACGAAGGGACUCCAAACGGUGACACACGGCUCUGGACAUCACACUACCUGGUUUAGUCUGCGUUUGUGAACGGAGUAAAUGUGGUUGACGCCGUGGAUCAUUAAAACUUUUUUUUUUUCUUUUCUUGUCAUUUCCAUGUUGUUUUUAAACAUCAUCGGUCUCAGGUUUAGAGUUUUGUUUGCCCCCGGCGUGUCUCUGUAACUAAGCUGAAUGUGAGCGCCACCCACCCCAUUUCUGUUGACCUACCAGUUUCCGCUGUAGAAACUGUGAACCACAAGAUUGAACGACGCCAGGGUCAGACUCCGUUCUCCCCGGGCUUUCAUUGAUCAUCUGUCAAUGUGAUUCACCAUAGUUCACCAUACCUGUAUACACGAGGUAAAUUCAACUGUCACUGUUGGACUGUUAGAGUGCAGUGCGCAAAAUGAAACAUUUGUAUCGGAGUAUGUUGGUGGCUUUAAACCACUCUUGUAGACCUCAACAAACCAAUGUCCUAUUCACUGUACAUGUAAGAACCGGCUAAAAUUACCAGUGCCCUGUCGGUUUCUGUCUUCUUUCAUCAAACUUUAAAAUGAAAAGUGAGUGCGUUUUAUGCAUCAUUCAGUAUCCACAGAAUUGCCUUUAAUGGCAUAAUUGGUGUAAAGUUAUUGCGGAAAAGUUAACAUAGCUUCCUUAUUCCCUUCUCAUAGAAUAUGCAGUGUCUCAAGAGGGCUUUUUGUUAAUUGACUCAAAAUUUCAAAUCUGAAUGCCAAAUAACCUUUUCUUCAGAACGCCUGAGGCAGAAAAUUCACUUAAGCAGUGAAGCCCCAGCGGUUGGGACAGGACAGCACUGUAAACGUCACUGUGCACAGGAGAAAAAUACCCCGCAUGCUAACAAAUCUAAAUAUUAGAAAGACAGUUCUAGAGAAAAAAAAUCUUGUGCUUGUGAAGGCAUUGUAGACAUACCUUCAUGGAUCUAAAGGUGUGUGUUGCACACCAAAUCCCACAACCCCAAGCAUUUCACUCCUGGUUACAAGCUCAGUUACUUAUUUCAUUGGUAAUUUUUGACAAAGCAAUGAGGCACAGUUGCAGACUGCAUGUGUUUUUUGGAGAAAUGCUGUGAUGUGAUGAAAAACUGCUCCGUGGGACUGUUUAAGAGAGAGCGAUUUGGUCGGAAAUAAACUCCGGUUGAUAUCGCAAAGCAGCUGGAACCCUUCUUAAUCUGGAAAAUGCACUGAAGUACAAAGUGCUAUUCUGGGUUUUACUUGGUGCUGUUAUCCAGCUAAUGGCUUUAAUCCUGCUUUGUGAUCCAGGCCCCGCAGCUCCAGGAAUAGAGUUGUGUGCCCCUGCAUGGAAUUUACUCCAGUACAGGACAAGUGCUUCAGCAUCUGCUCAGUCUCUAGUUCUAUACUGUUGCAAAUGCAUCUUUAACGUAAUUUCUUACAGCGUUUCCCACCCACAAUUGAAUAGCAUCAGGUUGCCCACUGCAUAGUUCAGUAAGAAAGUUUUUCCACAGGUAUGUCGCAACAAUGUUGUGUUCACUCGUGCGGUCUUUAUGGCCAGAUGCUGUCAUCGGAAAGGUGGAACUGAAACAACCGUCUGACAGUAUGCAGACAUAACAUUGCUCAUAAAUGACACGGCAUCAAAUGUGGUGUGAUUUUGAUAUAUGAAAUAUCAGUCACGGGGGACCCAUUUGAUUCAAUGCUUUGAUAAAGGCUGGUGUAUUUGUGUUUGUGGCCACAACCUGUUUUUAAAUGUCCGAACAUUUGCAUGCACGGCCAGCGAGAAUCUAAUCCCAACUACAGUGGCUCUGGUAGACCAGGAUGAAAGCCUUUCUCUGAAGUAGGGCUGCCCAACCCUGUUCCUGGAGAUCUACCAUCCUGCGGGUUUUAAUUUAAUUUAAUUCCACCAUAAUUUAGCACACCUAAUUCUAGUUCGCAGCUAAUUGAGAUCUCUUGCUGCUGAAUGGGGUAUGUUAGGGUUGGAGUGAAAACCUACACUACAGGAUGGUAAAUCUCCAGGAACAUGGUGGCCAGUGCUGCUAUGAAGUUUGUAGCCGCCCCACUGCAGUCUCCUUGAUCAACAAGGGGGAGGAAAGCACAUUUAACACAACACAAACAGUACUUUUUUUUUGUUGUGAAAGGGCCAGUGUUCACUGGAGCGUUGUGACCCAACAAUGUAUGGGAAACCUUGACCAAUAAAGGAGACCAGAGCUCUGCUGUACAA